Molecule: messenger RNA, 1564 nt
Organism: Talaromyces stipitatus ATCC 10500
Lineage: Eukaryota; Fungi; Ascomycota; Eurotiomycetes; Eurotiales; Trichocomaceae
Product: monocarboxylate permease, putative
Exons: 5
Coding region: 212-1564 (450 amino acids)
Biological process (GO): transmembrane transport
Cellular component (GO): fungal-type vacuole membrane
Molecular function (GO): transmembrane transporter activity
Source: RefSeq, a predicted model, not a curated record
UAACAAGACCUCGCAUGCCCGCAAUUGUGAAGCGGAGAUAACAUGUUCGACUAUGAUUUGCUCAUGGCAUAAAUCCCGGUGUAACCCCUGGCCUAUUUUUGAGUCGAAGAAUUUUCGAUUUCUUUUCUCGUUUCACUCAGAUUCCACGGACAAGUAUCACUGCAGAUAUUUAGUACUUACUUUCACUACGUAGUAGUACUAUCACAACACCAUGGCAGACCUUAUGGAAUCCAGGAGUCACACCGAAGUCGACCUCGAGAGCUUAGAAAAUAAAGAGGCACAAAGGGAUAAUGACGAGCCAGAAAAAUCGAAUGUUACCUCCACCGCUACUGCUGCACCGGCGGCUCGUGCUGCUCCGGAACAACCUGAAGGUGGUACAAAGGCAUGGUUAUCUGUUCUAGGAGCAUCUGCUGCGCUAUUCACUUCCUUUGGAUGGACGAAUUGUAUCGGCUUGUUUCAAGAUGAGUAUCAGACGCAUCAGCUUAAGCAGUACUCGAGUUCGACUGUUUCGUGGAUUACAUCGGUACAAUUCUUCUUUAUGCUGGGCAUGGCUCCAGUAGCGGGCAAGAUAUUCGAUAGUUACGGUCCCCGCGUUCCUGUCCUAAUUGGAUCGAUCUUGCACGUCUUUGGAAUUAUGAUGACCAGUCUGUGCAAGGAAUACUACCAAUUCUUCCUCAGUCAGUCUGUGGUAUCUGGUAUCGGCGCAAGCUUUAUUUUUACUCCGGCACUUUCAGCGCCGCAGACAUACUUCCGUAAACGACGUGGUGUGGCCGCCGGCCUGACUGUAGCAGGUUCUUCUUUGGGCGGUGUAAUUUUCCCUCUUAUGGUGCAACAUCUCCUCCCCGAGGUUGGGUUCGGAUGGACCAUGCGAAUCUGCGGCUUUUUGAUUCUGGGGAUGCUUGUGAUUGCAAAUCUUUUCAUCAGUUCGGCCCUCGCACACAAGCAUCGUCCGUUUCACAUUAUGCAAUAUAUUGCGCCGUUGCGAGAGCUUAACUUUGCGAUCCUGUGUGUUUCGGAGUUCUUCAUGUUCUUGGCCAUGCUCAUCCCUUUUGAUUACAUCGUGACUGCCGCCAUCACAUAUCGUAUGAGCUCGUAUAUGGCAUGGGGUCUCGUUCCAAUUCUGAACGGCGCAAGUCUUCUCGGCCGUACACUUCCCAACUACAUUGCAGACAAAUACGGCCGUUUCAACGUCAUGACCAUGAUGUCCCUAAUGUCUACAGUCCUUACACUCGCCCUCUGGCUCCCUGGCCACAAUAACGCCGCCAUGAUCUGUUUCGCCGCAUUUUUUGGCUUCAGCUCUGGUGGUGUCAUUGGUCUCGGACCCAGCUUGAUUGGUACCAUCUCCCCCAUGAACGAGCUCGGAUUUAGGAUGGGUGUCUUUAUGGCUUUCACCUCCAUAGGUGCUCUCGUUGGACCUCCCGUGGCCGGUGCCAUUAUCUCUGCGGAUAACGGUAGUUAUGUCUUUGUUGCGCUGUUUGCCGGUCUAUGUUUUGCGAUUGCGACAAUUGGCAUGGCGUUUGUAAGGGUCAGAUUGGCUGGUCCUGGUCUUACUGCGAAGAUUUGA